UUUUAUCUGCUCGUGGAAUACUCAUGGCCGCAAUCUGCUCCCAGGUCUCCUCCGUCACCGAGUUCCACCAUACAAAACCGCCGAAACUGGAUCAGGCGGCGGAGACGGAAGACUCUUCGAAGUCCGCUAAACGAUGGGAGACGGGUGCCGGAUUUGAUGACGACUCUAGUGAUGGCGACUUUGGUGCUCCGAGACUUUGCCCUCAACUACUUUGCCCUCAAGAAGUUGAAGAACUCUCUGAACUGUCCGAAUUUGCUCUUUCUCUUUGUGAGACUCAACAUGUCUCUUCUGUCACUGAGUCCGACCAUACAAAACCGAAACUGAAACUGGAUGACGGAGAUACAGAUGAGGCGGCGGAGACGAUAGACUCUUUGAAGUACGCUAAACGAGGGGAGACGGGUGCCGGACUACAUGACGACUCUACUGCUGACUCUGGUUUUAAAGUUGAGGCGGCGGAGACGAAAGACACUUCGAAGUCCCCUGAACGAGGGGAGACAACUACGGGAUUUGAUGACGAAACUAGUGAAGACGACUUUGAUUGUAAGUUGAUACGUUGCCCUCUGGAAAAUGGAGAAGCGGAGGACCUGUCCGACUUUGCUCUCUCUCUUUAUGAGAAACAACAUCCAGGAGAGGGUUGGAAGUUUAAGAGCGUGCAUGAGGCUUACCGGACGGAACAUUGGUGUUCUUGUGCCACUUCUUAUCACCUUGAAUUUGUUGGCAAAAAGGCAGAUGGUAAAUCUAUACGAAAUUUUGUGGUGGAUGCCGAUUGUUCUGCUUUUGAUCCAUAUGAAAAAUUAACGCUAUACCAAUGUGUCUUACUGAAAGAUGAUGAGGUGGGGCGAAUGGAUGAAAAUAUUAAGGAAAAGGUGAGCAUGGAGACUAGCCUAAUUACUUACGAACUAAAAUGUAAUGAGCUCCAGAAAGAUGAAAUUGUUGAAUUCUGCAAAUCUGCCCUCACUUACUAUGAGGAGCUCCAUUCAGGAGAAGCUUAUGAGUUUGUGGAGAUACAGAUGGCGAGACGUUGUAUCGUUGGAGGCAUUUUUAUAUUUCAUGCGAAAAAGAAGGCUGAUGCUACUCUUGCAACCUUUAAAGCUUAUAGUGAUGAUCGCGCUCUAGAUAUGGACAUAAAGGUUGUGGGCUCUUUAAGUCGCCUUUGAGUAGUUUAUUGAGACUUUGCCCUCAAGUAGUUUAUGGAAGUGCAACAAGGGUAAGGGACAUUAUAAGGGUGUGUUUGGUACUUUGGUUCAUGGGUUUACACACUAAAAAUGUUUUCAAAUUUUACUCAUGUAACCAGCCGAGCACAAUUAUACAUCUGUUAUGGAUAAUCCAUAAUGUGGAAUAAACUUUUAUGUAUAUCCUAUUUAUGUUUCAAGGCAUUGACAAAUGGAAGGUUUAUGUGUGUAAGA
Messenger RNA from Ipomoea nil (Japanese morning glory), 1406 nucleotides. RefSeq lists its product as uncharacterized. The transcript is spliced from 9 exons. Bases 24 to 1157 code for a protein of 377 amino acids. The record is from RefSeq and is a predicted model, not a curated record. NCBI's taxonomy places the organism in Eukaryota, Viridiplantae, Streptophyta, Magnoliopsida, Solanales, Convolvulaceae.